Thalassophryne amazonica is the source of this 960-nucleotide messenger RNA. It is a transcript of the gene tmem254, whose product is annotated as transmembrane protein 254. The transcript is spliced from 4 exons. The record is from RefSeq and is a predicted model, not a curated record. The coding region runs from base 56 to 427 and encodes 123 amino acids. Lineage: Eukaryota; Metazoa; Chordata; Actinopteri; Batrachoidiformes; Batrachoididae.
AGACUAAGAAGCAGCAGCGGCGGCGGCAGUGUUGUUUGAGUGAGCGGUGUCAGAAAUGGCUAAAAGUGACGGAGCUAAUUAUUUUAAAAGAAGCAGCCUGUUUUGGAUCGUCGUCGUUACAUUGUCUGUGGGAUAUUUUACAUGCCUUGUGUUUGCACCAGAGAUGAUCCCACUUGAGAAUCUUGGUGCAUUUGGCAGCUUCUGCAAACACUUCGUGGAUCAUCAUGCGUACAUGAUGUACAAAGGGUGGUGGGCAGCCGUGGCUGUACAUGUCCUUGAGGCCUGUGUAUCGCUGAAAGUAUGCAGCAACAAGGGCGUCACUGGCACGGGCGCUCGGUGCCUGUGGUUCAUUCAGACGCUGUUGUUUGGCUUUGCGUCGCUUGGCUUGCUGCUGAAGUAUGACCCCAAACGGCCCAAACAGCACUGAGGCCCACAGAGAGACGUCUUCACAACAAUGCCUCCAAACCUCUUCUGUGCCUGUCCUUCAGGCAGAACCAACAAUCCUGACUUUAUUGGUGUUUUUACUGAGGUGACAUCAUGAAUCUGAUAAACAACAAUGGUUGUCUUACUCAUAUUUUCUUCCUAAUAUAAUGGACCAAUAUUUUUGUCUUAUUUCAUACAUUUUUUUAAGCACAAAGCUAAGUAUAUCGGAGAGCAUAUUUUAAGUAUUGAUACUGACUUUUUAACAGGUUUGAUCUGAUUGUGAAUAUUUAGUGUUAUAAAUCUUGGCUGUAAAUUGUUUUUCACUCUCGAUGUUUACAUUCAGCUUGGAUAGUGACUGUAAUGGUAUUCUAUCAGAGAUUAAGCUGACUCAGACAAAAAAAAAAAAAGCUGCUGAACAUGUUUGAAACACAUAUUUGCCUUUUCUUAUCAUAAUGUGCUUUGACUUCAGCUUUUCAAACUGUGGACUGGAAAUUUCACUUGACUACAAUACAAAAUAAAGAUGAAUGACCAACUGCA